Messenger RNA from Anthostomella pinea, 1479 nucleotides. The record is from the annotation of a GenBank genome assembly. NCBI's taxonomy places the organism in Eukaryota, Fungi, Ascomycota, Sordariomycetes, Xylariales, Xylariaceae.
AUGCGCUCCCCCAUACCCCUGAUCCUCGGUCUGGCCGCCACCGCAUACACCCAAGCCGACCUCGAAGCCUGCCUGAACGACUCGGGCGUCCCUGUCGACACAGUUUCCGGCACAGACUGGGCGCGCGACGCCGCCCCCUUCAACACGCGCGUUCCCUACACACCCGCCACCAUCGCCGUCACAACAACCAUCGAGCACAUCCAGGCCGCCGUGCUGUGCGGCGUCACGGCCGGCGUCAAAGUCACCCCCAAAUCCGGCGGCCACAGCUACGCCUCGCUGGGCCUCGGCGGCGAGGACGGGCAUUUAGUUGUGGAGCUGGACCGCAUGUACGACGUCACGUUGGAGUCCGAAGAUACGGGCGUGGCGGUCGUGCAGCCCGGUGCGCGGCUGGGGCACUUGGCGAGUGUGCUGUGGGAGGACUAUGGGCGGGGUGUUGCGCAUGGGACUUGUGCUGGCGUAGGCAUAUCCGGCCACUUUCUCCACGGCGGCUUCGGCUUCAGCUCGCACACGCACGGCCUAGCCCUCGACGCAAUCCUCAGCGCAACAAUCGUUCUCGCCAACGGCAGCGCCGUCGAAGCCUCCCCGACGCAAAACGCCGACCUCCUCUGGGCGCUCAAGGGCGCGGGGUCCAACUUCGGCAUCGUCGCCUCGUAUCGGCUGCAGACGUUCGUCCCGCCGCCCGAGCUGACCUGGUUCGGCGCGAGUCUGGGCUGGACCCAAUCGACGGCGGUGGCCGGGCUCGAGGCGCUGGAGGCGUAUGCGCGCGAUGAGAUGCCGGCCGAGGUCAAUUUUCGCGUCUCGGCUUAUGGUUAUGGCGGCGCGAGCAUCGAGGGCUUGUAUCAUGGCUCCGAGGCCGACAUGCGCGCUGCGCUGGCGCCGUUGAUGGAGACGGCGGCGCCGUCGGGUGGGAUCACGUCGAUGGGUAACGGGUCGUGGAUCGACGCCGUGACGCAUUAUGCCUACACGAAUAAUAUCGACCAGACCACGCCCAGCGCCCAAGAGAACUUCUACGCCAAAAGCCUAGUCCUCAAGGGCCUAAACGGCACCACCGCACAGGCCUUCGUCGAUUACUGGUACAACAACGCCAGCCAAACAACAACACGGUCAUGGUGGUUCCAGAUGGACAUGCACGGCGGCGCCCACAGCGCCAUUUCACUAAACCCCAACAACGCGAGUGCCUACGCGCACCGCGACAAGCUGUACAUGAUCCAGUUCUACGACCGCGUCUACAGCGGCACGUACCCGACCACAGGCUUCGCGCUGCUCGACGGCUGGGUCGCGGCCACCACGGCGCAGCUGCCCGAUGAUGGCGCCGACUGGGGCAUGUACAUCAACUACGCCGACACGAGCCUGGACCGCGGGGCGGCGCAGCGCCUGUACUACGGCGAGAAUCUGCCGGAGCUGCAGCGGCUGAAGGCCCUGUAUGAUCCUGGGGAGUUGUUCUUCUACCCGCAGUCGAUCGAGCCCGUCGUUGCUUGA